AUGUUUGGCGUCAUCACAGGUGCUACUUCAGGUGUCGGUCUGGAAGCUAGCAAGCAGUUCGCAGACGCACCACCCGAGCAGCUCAUCUUUGCAGUCAGGUCGGUCGAAGCGGGAGAGAAAUUGUUGGGGCAGAUCCGAAAGGCUCAUCCUAACUUACAAGAUAAGGUCAUGUAUCUUGAUUUAACGGAUUUACAAAGUAUCAAAGAUUUCUCAGAAGCAAUCAAGGUUUUCGGAAGAGUUGAUAUACUCAUUAAUAAUGCUGGAAUUAAUCCCAAUUUCGAUGAAGGACCUUACAAGUCGACUAAAGAUGGGUACGAGAGAGUAUUCCAAACCAACGUACUUUCCCCGUUCCUCACUACACUAUUACUCUUACCUCUCCUCAGAAAAUCCUCUGAUCCUAAAGUGAUCUUUACUGGAUCGGACGUUCAUCACAUUGCACCUUCUGAUCUUAUCGAGACUGCCCUUCAGAACGGACAAAGUAUAAUCAGCGCAUAUAAUGAUGAGGGGAAGUAUCAUAAUCCAACGAGAUACUAUGAGUCAAAACUAUUACUUCAGAUACUCAGUCGUAAUCUGAUCAAAACCCUCCCUGAUAUUACCACCAUCAACGUCAAUCCCGGUCUAGCAAUGACCAACUUAGGUAGGGAUUUCAAUCUCAGUUUAUCUCCCAGUGGUAUCGUGGGGAUAUUAUGGUUUGUGGCCAAUGCCAGAUCAGCAAGUAAGGCAGCCAGGAAUCUAACUUCUGCGGCAGCUUGGCAAGGCGGUAGUCAAGAUUACUGGUCUGAAUGCGUUCCGACAGCUUCUGAGAAUACCUAUUUAUACUCCGGAAAGGGUCUCAAAGCCACUCAGGUGUUUUAUGAUGAAAUGUUGAAAGAGGUGGAGAAGAUCAAUCCUGGAUGUACGAAGGAUUUACAGUAG
Molecule: messenger RNA, 915 nt
Organism: Kwoniella mangroviensis CBS 8507
Lineage: Eukaryota; Fungi; Basidiomycota; Tremellomycetes; Tremellales; Cryptococcaceae
Exons: 7
Coding region: 1-915 (304 amino acids)
Source: RefSeq, a predicted model, not a curated record